This is a messenger RNA of Symbiodinium necroappetens, 936 nucleotides long. NCBI's taxonomy places the organism in Eukaryota, Dinophyceae, Suessiales, Symbiodiniaceae. The record is from the annotation of a GenBank genome assembly.
AUGGAACAACUUACAAUCGCUGCUGUAGCACAACUCACCGGUGUGCCUGCACACACGCUUCGCAAAUGGGAAAGCCGCCACAAUAUCGGCACGCCGCAAAGAACGCCGACGGGCCGACGGGUCUAUGACAUGUCACAUGUGGAACUGCUGCGUCUUGUGCGCUUGCUCAGCGACAAUGGCCACAGCCUCACGCACCUGGCGGCCCUUGAUCUGGAUGGUCUGAAAGCUUUAGCCAACACACAUAAUCUGCAGGAUGCGCAACACGCGAUUGUCGAUUCGAUACUGCUGGUUGGGCACAAACUUGCACACCUGGCCCUGCCUGCGGCGCAGUUCGAGGAAAUUGGUCGGCAGGCCUGCAGUGGCGAUGAGUGGCUGAGCCAGCCUGAACAUACUCAACACCAGGCUCUGGUAAUAGAACUGGCGACGAUCAAUCCCGAAGAUGUUGAUCGUCUGCUUGCAUUGCGCAGUGCAUACGAAAAAAUUAUUGUCGUCUACAAUUUUGCCAACCGCACCAGCCUGCGGCACCUUGAACUCGGUGGCACCAGCGUCACCCAGGCGCCAAUGUCAGCAGAGACAUUGAUGAGUGCGUUGCAAUCCAAACCCAUUGAUUCAGACCUGCUCGAGCAACCCGCCGCCCGGGCACGCUUCAGCGACGCGACACUGGCCCAGAUCGCAGCCAUGACGCCAGGGUUACAGUGUGAAUGUCCUAAUCACAUCGCCAGCCUGUUGAUGAGCAUUGGUGCUUUUGAGCAGUAUUGUCGGGAGUGUGAAGACACGGACCCCAAAGAGAAGGUCCUACAUCAGCAUCUGGCGGAACUGUCGGCGGCUGCGAGAGGCAUAUUUGAACAGGCAUUAAUCGAGGUUGCCAAAGCUGACAACCUCGAUCUGGCCGCUAUAGACGCUGCGACCGUUAACGUAGAUCAGCAGGAAGCUUAG